AGGAAAAGCCCAAUCUCUAUCAAGCUAAAAUCUGAUGCCCUGGCCCAGCUAUUACUGGCAUUCAGGGUAUCUUCUAUCUCCUUAUACGAGAACGCCACUAAAUUACUUCUCUAGCAUCUCCUCAAGCCACGUCACCCACUUUCUUUGAAGCCACCAUUCCUGCUUGCACAGCAACUGAACAUGCUUUCUUUGGAGUCAUAGUUCCUCUGAACAAGCACAAAAAUUGUUGUCCCAUCAAUUCGUCUACCAUAGCAAAUGCGGAAGAAAAUGAACGGUCAUCCUUGCAGUUGAGUUUAAAUACAUCUGCUCCACCUCGACUACACUCGCCGCCCAUCCUGCUUCACCUGGAACGUCCUAACCCACUCAACAGCGCCUCACCACAUCGUGCCACCUCCAUCGGGCUUCUGCUCUGGCGCCACUAUUCUACGAACGUUAAGUGGAAAUGAAAGCAACGGUCAAUUUCCGACAGCUAUUCUCUUUCUUUUUCGGGGUAGUGCAUAUGUUACUUUCUAUUUCUGGAUAGAACAGGGAAUCAUUUCUUUUUUUCUUUUAAGGUAUUCGAUUCUUUUUUUACUUUCUUUUGCUAGAUCACCCGUCCUUAAAUAUAUUUUUUAUUUUUUUAAGAAGUAUGUCCUCAUAACUUAUAAAACAGAAUUAAAAAGCAUAACUUUCACGAUAAACUUAACAGUACUAACUUAAAAGUGCUUCUAGACAACAUAAGUUCGAGGAAUAGCUCAACAUUGUUAACUUAGUCGUUUUCCUGCAUUCUCUUUUAGGUUUGAAGAGUCAUUUUUUUCUCUCUUUUUGGAAAACUAGACAUUUGGGAAAUGGGAAGAGGGUUUAAAAAAAGGUGGGGGAUGACGACGACGUCCCGGUAGGAUAUAGCACUACACCUCUGCCGUCUCGUGAGGCUCAUGCCCAAGAGCAUCUGGCUGUAGUGGAAGGAGAGAUGGAUCUCCGGGGGCCAGCUUCAACCGGUACCUCACCAACGCUGACAGUUUGCUAAACAUAACGCCUUGGUAACCAUCAGACAAUGAAAUAUCGACAAGAAUAGUUUGUCACGAAACCGAUGGGCAAAUUUAUUUCUCUGUCAAGCUAUUCGUUACAGUAUUUGCCCAUCGGGAGGUCCAAGAAAACAUUUCCCGGUGGGUUUUGUCUGUUUUGUUGUCCGUAAUUUCAGUUUCCUUCAGUGAAUAUACUUAUGCAGUGGACCGCACGGCCAAUGCAUCGUUGUUGUGUUGUUCAGACUUCUAGUGAUGAUACUGCUCCAUGAUUUUAGAUUUAAUAUCGAAGAUGCCCUUGCAGCAUCCACUGCUACCAGGCCAGCCAAAGCGAAGCAUAUUGCUAGAGUUUGUAAGUACUUCACUAGAGACUGACAGGGUGACACGAAACUCUCACGAGAGAGAGAGGCAUUGAAGCAGCAGAGAUAGAUCGAGAGAUGGCGACGGCGACGGCGUCGAAGGGCGUAACCCACCGGACGCUGGAGGUGAACGGCAUCAAGAUCCACGUAGCCGAGGCCGGCGACGGCGGCUCCACAGGCGGCACGGUGCUCUUCCUGCACGGCUUCCUGGAGCUCUGGCACUCGUGGCAGCACCCGCUGCUGUCCCUCUCGUCGCGGGGCUACCGCUGCGUGGCCCCGGACCUCCGAGGCUACGGCGACUCGUCGUCCCCGCCGUCGCCGUCCUCCUACACCAUCUUCCACCUCGUCGGCGACGUGGUGGGCGUCCUCGACGCGCUCUCCCUGCCGCGCGCGUUCGUGGUCGGCCAGGGCACGGGCGCCGUCCUGGCGUGGCACCUCGCCACGGUGCGCCCCGACCGGGUGCGCGCGCUCGUCAACAUGAGCUCCGCCUUCAUGCCGCGCAACCCCGGCGUGCGCCCGCUCCAGGCGUUCCGGCGGCUCUUCGGCGACGGGUACUACCUGCUGCGGCUGCAGGAGCCCGGCGCCAUGGAGGCCGAGUUCGCUGUGAUGGACACCAGGUUCAUCUUCAGGAAGCUCCUCACCACCCGCGAGCUGGGCGCCAUCUCACUGUCGCCGGAGUGGUGGGGGCCGCCGGACCAGGACAUUCCGCUGCCGCCGUGGCUCACGGAGGAGUUCGUCCACCUCCUCGCCGCCAAGUUCGACGAGACAGGGUUCGCCGGCGCCAUGAACUCCUUCCGCUGCCUCGACCUCAACUGGGAGCUGACGGCGCCAUGGACAGGGGCGAAGGUGACCGUGCCGACCAAGUACAUCGCAGGGGAGGAUGCCAUGUCGUACCACCGGGUGAAGGAGUACAUACACAAGGGCGGGCUCAAGCGCGACGUGCCGGGGCUGGAGGAGGUGGCGGUGAUCGCCGGCGCUGGGCACUACGUCCACCUCGAGAAGGCGGAGGAGGUGACGGAGCACAUCUACCAAUUCAUCAAGAAGUUCUGAGACGUACUGCUGCAUGCUGGAGGAGUCUGCAGACCUGCUAUGCUAGCUAGAGUGAGGGGCACAGUAAUAUUAUGUGUAAUAUUUAUCAUAAAAUGGAAAACCGCAUGAAGUUUGCUAUUUGGAU
Molecule: messenger RNA, 2534 nt
Organism: Sorghum bicolor (sorghum)
Lineage: Eukaryota; Viridiplantae; Streptophyta; Magnoliopsida; Poales; Poaceae
Product: epoxide hydrolase A
Exons: 2
Coding region: 1439-2410 (323 amino acids)
Molecular function (GO): hydrolase activity
Source: RefSeq, a predicted model, not a curated record